CCGCGCGCGCGCACCAUGCGCACAGCUCCGGCGCUGCUGCUGCUCGCCGCUGCAUGCGCCGUUGCCUCUGCGCAGAUCGCUUGGACACCCAUCUUCCUUGAUGGCAGUAGUCAAGUGGACCUGUGGACGCAGUCGUCGACGGGCUGCGCGUGCCCGGGCGGCGCGGGCGAGGACUGCGCGUGUUGUGUGCGCGAUGGCGCAUGCCCAUGCGGCGACAUCGCGCCUGCGCGCUGUGCGCAGUGCGGGCUCGAGCAGUAUUGCGCUAGCAUGUGCAACAUCACAAUCGAUUCGAGGAUUCUCAAGAGCAAGUCCGGGAAGACCUUCGGGCAGAUCAAAUCUCCAUCGAUCGAGGGUCCAGGAGCAUGUUCCUACUUCCUACAACCGGACGCCGGACAACGGGUUGAAAUACAAAUCUACAGGCUUGUGUCAGUCGGAAGAUUUAAUGGCUCCAGUUGCGUGGGAGGCUGGCUGCAACUAGGCAGCGCGAGCGCAGUGCGCGGCGCGGGCGGCGCAGCAGAGAUGAGACUGUGUGGUGCCAACGAGCGGUACACACCGCCCGUCGUGUUGUUCGCGGACCAUGGUGCUUCUACACUUGAAUUUAGGAUAAUAGAGAAGACCGUGAGGUCGCAGUUUCUCGCGUUCUUCAGCUUCACUUCUCUAAGCAACACCCAAGGAGUGGGUUUUCAUCCUCGCGGCGGAUCGAGGAUACCUCAAACUGAUUGUGACUGGCUCUACCAAGACGUAUCGUGCCGGGGACCGGGCGCGUGCGUGCUCGCGAGUCCAGGGUACCCCGGCCUGUACCCACCACACCGGCGGUGUCGGUACCUCUUCGCCACCAACUCCGUGCACACUAGAGUCAAGAUCAUAUUCAAUUCCAUACUGCUGCCUAGAAACCACUGCGCGACGGAUUAUCUGACACUGCGCGCUGGCAGCUCGCCAUCCGCCCCACUGCUGGCCUCGCUGUGCUCGGAGCGGAGUACUACCCUGGAGCAUCCCGGACCUAACCUGCUGCUUGAGUUCAACUCAGGAGCCUUAGUGCCGCCAUAUGACUACAACGGAUUUAUCGCUAAGUUGGAGUUCGUCGAGAGGAUCGACAGCAGCGGGCCGCCCCCCACCGUCGUCGCCGCCUCGCCGCCACUAGCUGCGCUUACGCACGUGUCGCAGCACGUGGAUAGAAUAUCGUCAUUGGAAACUAACGCUGUUUCCAAUGAGGUUUCUAACAACAACGGCGGAGGACACAUAGGGUGUGGUGCGACUGUUCGCGGGUACGGCGCAGGCGGUUUACGUUCCGGUCACUUCGACACACGCGCAACGGCCUGGCGGACCCAGUGCGCCAUUCACUUGCUAGGAGCACCGACAGACGUUGUCCAAGUGUCACUUUUUAAUUAUAAUUUAAGGUUACAAAGCUGUAGAUCUCAUAUUGAGAUUGUAGAAGGGCUUCACGAGUUCGUAGGGCGGGGGGAGCGAGGUGACAGGUCUGAGCGGGGGGACAGGGCCCUGCUCAGGGUGUGCGGGCCGGCGGUACGGGAGGCUCGCGACCCCUCCGGCAGGUUCCUCAUCCGUCAAGCAGUCACGUCUAAAGGUGCUAACCUGACUAUCCUCGUACGGCGAGCUGCUACACAGAGCGUCGAUGAAGAGGAAUUCGUCGAUGGCGGAUUUGCUUUCCAUGACGAACAACACGAGGGCACUGCAUCUCCUGAUGACACGUGUGCGUCAACGCACUAUGGGCUGGCUGCGCCGGCACACGGGGGGGUCUCCGCUCCAUCACACCAUCACAUAUUCUGGAACAUCGAAGAAAGACUGCUGUGUACACAUCGGUUCAUUCCUGCUGCCAACCAAAGCGUCACUAUUGAGAUCCAGCGGUUGGAUCGUAUGUGGAGCGCGGAGCCGCCGGGGACUGUGGGCGCGGCGGGGUGUCGAACCGCGUGCGGUGACGCCGGCUGCGAGUGCCGCGCGAACACACCGCUACACUACCACGACCAUGUCGCCCUGGUAGCUGGCGACGGCACGCACUUGUCUUGCCUCUGCGGGGACUUCCAGGCGGCGUGGCUGCCGGUCGUGGUCCGGAGUUGGACGAGCGUGCGUCUCGAGUAUUCGGUGGCUCACUACACGUACGCCAGUCGCGGUUUCGAGUACGCGGCCGCGUACAGUUUCAACGACGACGCGAUGUGUGGACAGCGUACAUACACUACACAUUCCGGUGAAAUAACGUCGAAAAACGUGUCAGUCACGGGCAGUUUGAACGAGUUUUUCUACCAGCAGUGUACCUGGAUAUUGGACUCAAACGUCGAAAGGCAGCUAUUCAUAGAUAUUUCUUCGGAGCAGGAUAAAUCUUGUGGUUCGUGGAACAUCACGUUGCACGAGUGGUCGGGCUCGGGGACCCACAGCGAGGUAGGGCUUCAGGCCGCGGCCGGCGAGCUCUUAUACACUUUCUGCGCUCGACAUAAAAACCACACGUACACCCUGCCUUGGCGACUCAACACUGUCGUUAUAAGAUUGGUGGCACUAUCCCGGGUUCAGCCACUAUACACGAUACGAUGGAGGUCGCAGGUGGUCCGGGCUAACAACCGCCUGGGGCCACCGACGCCGGCGCCGGCAGCUUCAGGCACUGCUGCCACAUUGGACAAAACAGCACUGACUUAUAUUCUAAUAUUCUUCCUUCUAAGUUGGUGUAAGCAAAACCUUGCGCCCAGUGUUUUGAUUAAGUGUUCGACUGUAAUUGUUGUGCUAAAAGUUAUGUAGGUUACGUACGAUAUAAAGUGACUUAGCUAAGUGUACACACGACUGUUUAAUGCAAUUGUGACUUUUUUGUACAAUUGUAUUUAUUAAAAUGACAGUGAAAGCGAAAUGAAAGUGUAAAUAGUGAAACAUGCGUCGCUUUAUGUAAUAUAGUGAAAUGAACUCUACAUGCGAAGGCUUUUGGUAGAAUAUUGGUUGAGAGUUAGCGCCGAAGUUUCUAAUAAGUAAGAAAAAGCUAAUUUGGUUGAUUUUCAAACAAAACAAUGUACAAGUAUCUAUGUUGCUUAAACAUAUUUAUUGAAAUUAUUUCAUGGCAAAAGGGAGCACAUUUGGUUGUACCUUGUCGCUCUUGUCAGCUCUAGUAGCAUGCUGACCGCAUAUCGCGCGCGGUGUGGCAAAUGAGCCAAUAUAUUAUAAUUGGCUAUUUUAUUAGAGCGCUAUUAAAUAUUUCAAACAUGCAUCGACAAAAUUUGAAAAACCUACCUUAUUAUUACUGUACUGUGAUCGUUAUUUGUAGAGACAUAAUAUAUGCUGUUUAUUGGAAUAUUGUGGGAAUACUGACAACAAACCACGGAUAGAAUUGCCAACAGAGUUUAGAAAAAAAUACGUUAUUAUUUAACUGCUUUGAUCUUAAUUUGAAUGGAAAUAUUCUGUCUGCCGAAAAACUUUGUUGUAAGUAUUCUCACAAUAUUUUCACGAAUAACGAUUACAGUUGAGUCGUAAUAAGGUCUAUUUUUGUUUUAAUCCUAAACCACGAUAAGCCUAAGCCAUUGCAAGAUGUAAUACUUAUGUGACGUAGGUGUACUUAAUGUUCUUACAUUGCAUGCGGACAACAUUCUGGUUACAUGUCAAGAAUUUGAUAAUAUUAUCAUGGAGUUAUGCAAAUGUGUGGUCGACAUCUAUAACUCGCAAAUCCCUAGUAAAGAGUCAUAAUAUCUGGUCGUUGUCACGAAGUGUCAUGAUUGCUCCAUGCUCUACAGUCACUAAAUGUAGCUUAAAGCCCAACCACAGAUUAUCUACUGUAGUAUGCCUAACGUCAAUUGAAAUGGAAAUUAAUGGAGAUUUGUGAAAUAUGUAGCCAAUGGUUUUCCUUUUUAAUAAAAACAUUUUAAAAAGCACUGAUACUAGUAUAAUUGAUUUCUUUUUUAAAGGCUGUUAAAAAUAAAAUAAUUUUCCUUUAUUUCUACAUUUCUUUACAUAUACGUUCUUUUCGUCUCUGUGUGUUUGGACUUUAUAAAGCUAUUUAUAGUUUGCAAUUUGCAGUGUGAGUGGACAAAUUAUUAUCGGUACUGAUUUUAUAUCAACCGUUACUUAGUUAUUCAUUAUAUCAUCAUCAUCGUUCAUUUUAAUUUAUUAGUAUAAUAGCAAUUUAAAUGUCGAUCGUCAAUUAAUUAGUCAAAUAAUGACAGUCAUUAUAAAACAGUAUGUUAACUUUCAAUAACCGUUCGUUUAUACAAAAGUUUCACUUAAAUAAUAAUUGUAAUAUCAGACAUUAAAGUAAUCUUUCAAGUCAAAACAUUCAGGCUGUGGUAUUUGUUUACAUGGGCAAAGCGGCAACGUCGCAAUUCUGUGAUGCACCAGAGCACCCCGAGCUUUCGUAGAAUCUACCUACUUGUAAAGAUUGUUUAAAAAGUUUCGGCGAAAAAUGCGACGUUGCCGAUCUGUGCCCGUCCGUACUACAUAAACUAAAAAACUAAGGACUAU
Pectinophora gossypiella (pink bollworm) is the source of this 4443-nucleotide messenger RNA. RefSeq lists its product as uncharacterized. The transcript has 16 exons. Gene Ontology annotation, cellular component: plasma membrane. The record is from RefSeq and is a predicted model, not a curated record. The coding region runs from base 16 to 2742 and encodes 908 amino acids. Lineage: Eukaryota; Metazoa; Arthropoda; Insecta; Lepidoptera; Gelechiidae.